AGUCAAUUAGGAAGGGGGGUAUUUAGUGUGCAUUCUCCUACUGCAGGUGCACUGUAUUGCUGCGUGCUAGAGGUGAGGCGGUUUUGUUGACUCUGUUGGUUCUAGGUCUGCUAAUGCAGUAUCGGUGUGUGGUGGUGCUUGGGGAUCUUCUCCACUAGAUCUCAUUAGAUUCUCCACUACGAGGUGGUUUAGUUAGUGGUUAAUGAGUGAUUAGUUAGCAGUACAUCCACACUACGAGGUGGUUUUGUUAGCUAUUAAUUGUUAGAAAUUGCCAGGGCAGGUUUAAUGGUGAGGGCGGAGACAGAUAGAUGGACACAAGACGGACACACAGAUACAACAGAUACACACAAUAUUCACACACAAAGAAAGUCUUGAUUGCCAGGGUGACCACACAGCCAAACUAGUGGUACCUGGCUCUAAUACUUGUACGAGGUACUAACUCCAUGUACCUUACCUUCGUCUGAGCAACCAAAACAGCACGAGCACGGCCCAAGCAACCAAGCAGCCUUCCCGAACCCUUUGAAACUCCUCAAAAGCCACCCCAGGGCAGCUCCAUAUAUUACCUGCAGGCUCGUUCUUUACCUUCAACCUUCUUCAUACAUAAACACAAAAUACCCCCGCUGCCUCCUCACUUUACAAUCAACUUUUACACACUUCCACCGUCACGUCUUCCUCUUCAGCUAUCUACUAAUUCCUCUUUGUUCGGCGUACAGGCUUAAGGGCCCCCAGUUACAGUACAAUGUGUGGAAUUUUCGGAUACGUCAACUACCUGGUGGAGAGAGACAGGAAAUACAUCCUCGACACUCUCGUCAAUGGCCUCGCCCGCCUCGAAUACCGUGGCUAUGAUUCCGCCGGUCUCGCUGUCGACGGAGACAAGAAGAAUGAGGUGUUUGCUUACAAGGAGGUCGGCAAGGUGGUCAAGCUCAAGGAGCUGAUUGAGGAGUCCAAGCCCGAUCUGACCAAGGUCUUCGAUUCGCACGCUGGUAUCGCACACACCCGCUGGGCUACCCACGGCACCCCUUCCCGCCUCAACUGCCACCCCCACAGGUCCGACCCAGCAUGGGAGUUCUCCGUGGUGCACAAUGGCAUCAUCACAAACUACAAGGAGCUGCGCACGCUGCUGGAGAGCAAGGGCUUCAAGUUCGAGACGGAGACGGACACCGAGGUCAUCCCCAAGCUUGCCAAGUACCUGUUUGAGACGAACCCGUCGAUCGGCUUCACCGAUCUCGCCAAGGCGGUCAUCAAGGAGCUGCAGGGCGCGUUUGGUCUGCUGAUGAAGUCGAUUCACUACCCCCACGAGGUCAUCGCCGCGAGGAAGGGUUCCCCAUUGGUCAUUGGUGUCCGCACCGACAAGCCGAUGAAGGUGGAUUUCGUUGACGUGGAGUACGCCGAGGACACCCCUCUGCCAGCGGAGCAGGCAUCGCAGAACGCGGCCCUCAAGAAGUCGAGCGUUGGAAACUUCCUGAGCGCCGGAACCGCCGCCGACAAGUCGCUGCUCCGCAGAUCGCAGUCCAGGGCCUUCAUGACUGAUGACGGCGUGCCACUGCCAACCGAGUUCUACCUCUCCUCCGACCCCUCGGCCAUCAUCGAGCACACCAAGAAGGUCAUGUACCUCGAGGACGACGACAUCGCGCACAUCCACGAGGGCUCGCUCAACAUCCACCGCCUCACCAAGUCCGACGGCUCCCCCAACGUCCGCACCAUCCAAACCCUCGAGCUCGAGCUCCAGGAGAUCAUGAAGGGCAAAUUCGACCACUUCAUGCAGAAGGAGAUCUUCGAGCAGCCCGAGUCCGUCAUCAACACCAUGCGCGGCCGCCUCGACAUCGAGAACAAGAAGGUCACCCUCGGCGGUCUCCGCUCCUACAUCGAGACCAUCCGCCGCUGCCGCCGCGUCAUCUUCAUCGCCUGCGGCACCUCCUACCACUCCUGCAUGGCCGUCCGCGGCAUCUUCGAGGAGCUCACCGAGAUCCCCAUCACCGUCGAACUCGCCUCCGACUUCCUCGACCGCCAGCCCCCCGUCUUCCGCGACGACACUUGCAUCUUCGCCUCCCAGUCCGGCGAGACAGCCGACUCCCUCAUGGCCCUGCGCUACUGUCUCGAGCGCGGCGCCCUCACCGUGGGUGUCGUAAACGUCGUCGGAUCCUCCAUCUCCCUCCUCACCCACUGCGGUGUCCACGUCAACGCCGGCCCGGAAAUCGGCGUCGCCUCCACAAAGGCAUACACCUCCCAGUUUAUCGCCAUGGUCAUGGUGGCGCUCUCUCUCUCCGAGGACCGCGCUUCCAAGGCUGCGCGCCGCGAGGAGAUCAUGGUCGGUCUCGGGGGGAUUAGUGCGCAUAUCAAGGAGAUCCUCAAGCUGGAUCAGCCGAUCAAGGAGUUGUGCGCGCGUACGUUCCAGGGACAGAAUUCUCUGUUGUUGUUGGGACGCGGAAGCCAGUUCUCGACUGCCCUUGAGGGUGCGCUGAAGAUCAAGGAGAUUAGUUAUCUGCAUUGCGAGGCGGUCAUGUCGGGAGAGCUGAAGCAUGGGGUGUUGGCGCUUGUGGAUGAGAAUUUGCCGAUUAUUAUGAUUUUGACGAGGGAUAAUAUCUUUGCGAAGUCGUUGAAUGCUUAUCAGCAGAUCAUCGCCCGCGCAGGAAAGCCAAUCAUCAUCUGCAACCCCAACGACUCCGAGUUCCACGAGGACAAGUGCGAGAAGAUCGAGAUCCCCAAGACGGUCGACUGCCUGCAGGGUUUGUUGAAUGUCAUCCCGCUCCAGCUCAUGGCGUACUGGCUUGCUGUUGCCGAGGGACUGAACGUGGAUAUGCCGAGGAAUUUGGCCAAGAGUGUUACUGUUGAGUAGAUCUGCUGUCUUGCUCUAGAUUUGAGGAGAGGUGGUGGUGUUUUUUGCGCGUUUAAGGAAGGAUAUGUAGGCACUGGCCGGGCAACGUUUUUUUGUGCAGUCUUUUUUUAUGGAAAACUUGGGGUUCGCGUUGGGCGGCGACAAGGGUGGGGGGUUGUUAAUUUUGCUUGACUUCUCCGUGGGUUUGUUUGUGUGUCGAUGGUGGUGGGGAGGGGGAGAGAGGGGAGGGAGAGGAGGUAGAUAGGAUGGAGAUGGAGUGAAUGAAUUGAUGUUUUACGG
Messenger RNA from Pseudogymnoascus verrucosus, 3115 nucleotides. It is a transcript of the gene GFA1, whose product is annotated as glutamine--fructose-6-phosphate transaminase (isomerizing). The coding region runs from base 740 to 2836 and encodes 698 amino acids. Gene Ontology annotation, biological process: fructose 6-phosphate metabolic process; protein N-linked glycosylation; UDP-N-acetylglucosamine metabolic process. The record is from RefSeq and is a predicted model, not a curated record. Gene Ontology annotation, molecular function: L-glutamine:D-fructose-6-phosphate transaminase (isomerizing) activity; carbohydrate derivative binding. The transcript is spliced from 6 exons. NCBI's taxonomy places the organism in Eukaryota, Fungi, Ascomycota, Leotiomycetes, Thelebolales, Thelebolaceae.